This is a messenger RNA of Chenopodium quinoa (quinoa), 2540 nucleotides long. Its product is annotated as subtilisin-like protease SBT1.5. NCBI's taxonomy places the organism in Eukaryota, Viridiplantae, Streptophyta, Magnoliopsida, Caryophyllales, Amaranthaceae. The transcript is spliced from 2 exons. Gene Ontology annotation, biological process: proteolysis. Gene Ontology annotation, molecular function: serine-type endopeptidase activity. The record is from RefSeq and is a predicted model, not a curated record. The coding region runs from base 741 to 2435 and encodes 564 amino acids.
UUUAAGAAUUAAGAGAGAGUACAGUAAUAUUUUUAUUGUUUGAACUUUAGAAAGAUUGAAACACCGACAUAAAAACGAGCUUGAAAAUUGAAAUUCAUAGUUAAAUAUGGGGCCAAAUCAUUGCAUCUUAACCAUGUUCAUCAUCUUCCCAAGUUUGAUUGCUUCUUCCCAGCAAAUAAUCUGUUGAUUGGGAAAAUGCUGUUAAUCCGAGGAUUCAAAACUAUAUUGUUAGGAUUGAAAAUGGCUAUAAACCUGCUGCAUAUUUUGAUGUUGUGGAGUGGUAUAGCUCCAUUCUUAAUAGCAUUGGAUUCAAUGUUGUCCAAGAGGAAGGAGGGAAAGGCAGUAGUAAUUUCCUUCAUGUUUAUGGAACUGUCUUUCAUGGAUUCUCUGCUCGAUUGACCUUUGAGCAAGCCCAGUUGCUUAAAACCCAACCUGGUGUACUUGGACUCUUCUCAGACCAAGUUUACCACCUUCAAACGACAAGAACACCAUAUUUCCUUGGGCUCGAUUCCUACCAUGAACCGGUGGGUUUGUUGAAGGAGUCUGACUUAGGCUCUGAUGUUGUGAUUGGUUUUCUUGAUUCUGGGAUUUCGCCUGAGAGCCCAAGCUUCAGCGAUGAGGGGCUAAGCUCAGUCCCUACCCACUUCAAGGGGGUUUGUGACGGAGGCAUAGACUUUCCUUCCUCAUUGUGUAAUAAGAAAAUAGUUGGGGCCAGGUACUUUUCUAGAGGGAUACUAACAAUGAAGGGCACUAAUGAGGAAGAGCCUCAGUCAGCUAGAGACUAUGAAGGGCAUGGGACUCACACAGCUUCAACGGCAGCAGGUAGAGGCCUUAAUGCCUCUUUCUUCGGCUAUGCUGAAGGAAGGGCCACUGGGAUUGCACCCAAGGCAAGACUGGCCAUAUACAAGGUUUGUUGGACAAAUGGGUGUGUGGCAUCCGACAUAUUGGCUGCAUUGGACAAGGCGGUCCAAGAUGGGGUUGAUAUUAUUUCCCUCUCUCUUGGUGGUUCUCCAACACGGUAUUCUACUGACCCCAUUGCAAUAGGGUGUUUUGCAGCUGUUGAGAAGGGGAUCUUUGUCUCAGCUUCAGCAGGAAAUACUGGGCCUGAAUUCAGAACAGUAUCAAACAUAGCUCCAUGGAUUACCACUGUUGGGGCGAGUUCUAUUGACCGGACCUUCCCUGCUGAUCUUGUCCUUGGAAAUGGCAUCAUAUUCACUGGAGCUUCUCUAUAUACUGGUGAACCGAUGAAGGAUAAACAAUUCUUCCCUAUCAUUGAUUUGGGGGGUUCAAAUUGUGAAGCAGAUUAUUUAGAUCAUGACUUGGUCAAAGGUAAAAUAGUUGUCUGUUUACGUGGUUUUAUCAGCUCAAUACAGAAAGGCUUGAAUGUUAAGGAUGCAGGAGGAUUGGGCGUUGUUAUUGCCAAUGAUGAAGUUCAAGGGGAGAGUCUAAAAAGUGAUCCACAUUUGGUCCCUGGAUUAUCCAUUACCAAAUCUUCCUAUGAUAAACUUGUUGGCUACUUGAAUUCAACUCGAAAUCCCAAGGCCACAAUGGUGUUCCAUGGGACUAAGGUUGGCGGCAGUCUAGCCCCAGCAGUGGCUGCAUUUUCAUCUCGGGGUCCUCACUUUGAGUCUAUUUACCUUCUCAAGCCUGAUAUAAUUGCUCCUGGUGUUGACAUCCUUGCUGCUUGGCCCAAUAAGGUUCCACCUUCUGGAUUGGGACUCACAGAGGAUUCACGACAUUCCUGGUUUAAUAUCAUAUCUGGAACUUCCAUGUCUUGCCCUCACGUGUCAGGCAUUGCAGCCCUUCUCAAGGGAGCUCACUCAGACUGGUCACCAGCCAUGAUUCGUUCAGCUUUAAUGACAACCUCGUAUAAUUAUUACUCUAAUGGUAAGCCUUUAGUAGAUCAAAAAUCUUACACUGAAGCAUCAAUCUGGGCCACUGGUGCAGGCCAUGUACAUCCUGUAAUGGCAAAUGAUCCAGGUUUGACUUAUGACAUAGAUAUGGACUCUUAUGUUGAUUUCCUUUGUGCCUCUAAAUAUACUGAGGAUGAAAUAAGGACCAUUGCUAGGAGGGUUGUUAGCUGUGACAAGAAGGCUCUUAAGCAAUGGGAACUGAAUUAUCCAGCCAUCAUUGUCGCAUUCAAUCAAACCCAAGAGAAUAGUGCAAUUGAGUUUAUUGUCACAAGGACUUUAACCAAUGUGGGUGUGAUAGCGUCUAAAUAUACAGCUAUAAUUUCCAGCCCUAAAGGGACACUUGUGACUGUUAAUCCUCCCAAAUUAAGUUUCAAGGUGAAGGGUGAGAAGCAAAACUUCAGAGUCAAAGUCUUAACCACGAAAAUUCCUUUCAAGGAUGAAGAGGUGGGUUGGCUGACUUGGACAGACAGUCAGCACAAUGUUACAAUUCCUCUGGUUGUGGUUUUUAAGAACAAUCACUAGAUUUGCAUGAUGAAAAUUACAUUAUUAAUAAUUUUAGUAAUAGUUCGUUUUGAAAAUUGUAAUGUUAGCAAUAUCCUAUUGUUUAUGCUUAAGGCAAUUCAGAGA